CAGGUUGAGGCACAUUGUUUGAGGCUUUUUGACACUAAUGAUCUGUUGAGUGGGAAAUUACCACUGAAGUUAUCCAAAUAUGUUUAUUUCAGCACCGAGAGGAGAGACGUUUUUGUUACAUUUUUAGGAGUGCUGGAUUUAGAGUUUAAAUUUUCAUUUUGUGCCGUUCAGUCUCUCAUGAUUCUAGUUUUCUUUAAAUAAAAAUGUAAGAAGUUCAUGCUUUAACUAGACAUGUUAUUUUGUGAGUAAUAUCACCAAUGAGGAUGUCCUUCCCUUUUAUUUUGAAAGGUCACUGAUUCAGCUACUUACCCACGUUGUGUAGAAAAGCACGACUCUCCCCCAGGUGCCCUCUCCUAUCCAUGUCUGUGGGUGUCACGUCGGUGUCAGAAAGGGCAUCCUGUCGUCCCCGCUCAGGAGAACCUGUUUCCUCUUGUGUCUCUGCUCCCUGCGCCGACACACUCUUCCUCGCGUUACUGAAUACACACAGAGACAAUGGCACAUAUAAAGCAGGCAGAAACACACAUAUUCUCAUCAUAUUGAACAAACAGGCAGGCAGAGGAUGAGACACCUGCAUUCUAGGGGGGACUUGUGAUGACUGCACUCAGGCAGAGCGGGCUGCCAGAAACUGUUUUUGUUCAGUUCAGCAGGUGUUGUAAAGACAACACAGACUCAUGACCUGUUUUUGUAACCUUGAGAGAUCUUUGACUUUGCUCUCAUACACAACCAGGAGCAGGUGAUGAGCUCCAGGCCUUAGGCUUUAAACUAGAAUCAAUGGAUCUAAAACUGGGAUUAUACUGUAGAUAUAUACAGUAUAUUUAUUUGUUGACUGAAAGUCUGAACUAAGCUGGGGAUAUGGAUUUUUUAACCUCUCCUGUGUGAGUGAGACUGUUGUCACGGUUGCAGCCGCACUAUACCACAUCGCCCUAAAAAAGCAUUCUCCACUCACAGUAGGAUAAACCUGAUUGAAAUAAUAAAAAACUUAAUUAUCAUGGAAAAUGAUAGAUCUCAUUAAGCAGUUACUAAUAUGUGCAAAAAAGGAAACAAGGAAAAAAAGUCUUACUUGUUUCCCUGAAUCAAUGUGAUAAUGCUGCGUUCCAGUUGUUCUUGAAAGUCAGAAUUUCCAAGCUCUGAGUCAGAAAUUCAUCUUGAACGCCCCCCUGAAGUCAGAUUCCUGACUCGGAAAGUCAGACGAUCCUCCCCAACCCCAACUUGACAACAUCAUAAUCCAAGAUGGCAUCGCAGUGCAUCAACAGUAAAGAGUAACAGUGAAAGCUCUCGUCAUGUUUUACUUAUCAGUACUUCUGUUUUGUUUUUGUGAAAUUAAAUAAGCUGUAUUUGUUGUACUGCCCAACGUCUAACUGUGAACACGGUGCUAUGGUGUUUGUACGAGUAAAAUACCGCGUUGUGCGUAUUGCUAACAACGGCUAACGGUAGGCGUCCAUCUUGGUUUUCCCACUUGUUAACUGGAACGCCGUAAACUCGGGUGUAGCACCAUUCCCAGCUCCGACAUCUGACUUCUGGGGUAACUGGAUCGCAGCAUAAAUAUUGCCUAAUUAUGCAUAAAAAUACAAAAAUUUCUUGCCUGAAUUUUUUGGGGUUUCAAAAACAUUUUUUUCCCCCAGUUCACCUUUAGGGCCACCGUACCUGUAUGCACUAGGCCCAGUAGCUUAGCCUUCACCUGCUACAUAAAGUUAUCUUGAGGGUUUGAAUAUAAUGAAUCUUCCCCCUCACUUCUACACAUUUACACACUAAAGAAUAACAAACAUUGACCAUAAAGCUGUCAAUAGCCGGCAGUUGUUUACCACAAACUAACAAAUCCUGCUAUCAGUGGAGCAAACAGAGGGUCCGAGGAUCCCUGUGAAUGGUGUGAGGGUCGUUGUGUAAACAGACGAGGAGAGGAACCCUUCAACAAAACAAAGAUUUAAAGAGGAGAUAGAGAGGAGGAGAUGAAGCUGUGAAUGGGGAAGAGGAGAUAAGAGAAACACACACACACAUACACACUCACACGUUCAGGGAGUGAGCAGCGCGCGCACCUCUGAGGGAGGAGGAGGAGGAGGAACCAGAAAUCUUCGCUCGUUUACUUAACAUCACAUCCACACCGCCGGGGAAGCAAACACGCUCCUGAAGCUGCAGAGGAGGAAGAGGAGCGAGUGUCUGUGUGUGUGAGCAGAGAUAGAGAGAGAGCUGUCACCUGUCUGCACCUGGAGAGCCUCGAGAAAACAGAGCUCGUGCUUCUUCUUCUUCUUGUUCUCCUCACGCGCCGACUUUACAACUGAUUUACCCGGGAAAGUUGUGAGAAGUCUGCGGGGACUUCCGGGCAUGGAGGCACGACUGUCCUGAUCAUUGGACGGAUUUUUACGGCGAUUUCUGACUCUCGAAAAAUGGUAAGUACGAGAAAAUACGAGAAAUUAUCCUUUUCGUGAACGCUCCUCACUCAUACUCUCGGAUAUAGUGUUUUAAUUUAAUUUAAUUUAAUUUAAUUUAAUUUUUUAUUUUUUAUUUUUUAUUUUUUGUUGAGACUUCCACAUUUGAUAAAAUAGUCAAAAGAUUACCUGUAUGUGUGGGCUAAUUAACUUAAUUUGAAUAAUAAAAAGUUUUCAACUUUUUAAUCUUUUUUAUACAUAUUUUUAUGAUACUUUUAUCAAAUCAAUAUGAUCAACAAAUUACUAAAAAAACACUUUAAUACAAUCUGAUAAAUGAUAAAAAUGUCCUCUUGUGGUUUAUCAGUUUACAAAAACAUCUAAUGUAUCAAACAAGAUAAAUAAAUAUAUUUGUUAAAUUUUAAUGACGCUUUAAUUUUUUGGGUGACAUAAACAUUUCAGCUCCAAAACAAAUUAGAUUUUCUGGCCAUAAUUUGUGGUUUCAGGCUUUAAAGGGUUAAAUUUAAGACAGAUUUUGACCCCAAUGCCCUCUUGCUUUUUGCAAUUGUCUCACUGGUUAUAUCCACAAUAAGUUCACAACCAACUAUAAAAACAGUUAAGAGGACUUAAGAUUGCUUAAGGCUUUGAUUUUUAAAGGAUUUUAAGGGAUUAAUCCAUCUGAUCUCUUUAGAAACAAGCAAAACUGUUAAUCAUUACCUUGUUUUGUUUUGCUUUUUUUAAUCUCUGUAAUGUCUGAUUGUUCAAAAAGUAAUCAGCAAACAUAACUGCAAGUUAUUCCUUUCUUAUAAUCAGGGAUCCCAGUCAUCAUGAAACCCUCUGAAACCUGUCUGGAAUUUUAAUAUUUCUCAAAAAGCCUGGUUUUCUACUCCAACAUCAUUGUUUUUGAUUAUUUCUGACAUCAAAUCCACCCUGUAAAGAGAUGUUGGAGUGAAAGUGUGUGAGGCACCAUCUCUCAGAUUGGGCUCCUUUGUUUUUCUUGGUGCUGCUUGAGUCAGUGCGGGGCUUUAAGUACAGAAGAUUACACCCAAAUCACUGACACUCCUCUGCAGCCAUGCAGGGACCCUCAUUAACUAAAUUAGGGGAGCCUCGCUAAGCAUUUUUCAAAGGCUGGCAUUCAUAUUUUUCAAGGACCCCUUCAUGGCUCCAGACUAGAAACUCACACACUGUGUUCCUUUGCCAACCAGUGAAAUCACCUUCAGACUUUGACUAUCAGUUGCACACAUGGUGGUGCUAAAAUUAAUGGGGCCCUUUUGGUUAUUUUAAAAUGAUGUAAAUAAACAGAAGAAGAGUAAAAACAUCAAAAAUAGACCUACUUUGUUUAAAGUAUACAGACAGUGAUUUAAUGCCACUAACAAAGGGAGAAGUUCUUUUUGAAAAUUUAAGAUUUUGUGUACUUAAAUCACAAAAUCUCAACUUUGCUGUGAUAAACAUUGACACCAAAGCAUCCUUGUUUAUUAAAAACCAUCACUACUACAGGGAAACAAACAGAUACUUCACUGAAAGGCAUUUCCCUCAAAAAUAUCUCUCAUUUUUUUAAUUUCAGUUGAAUAAGUUUUGGACGAAAUAUAUCUCCUGACCUGAAAUAUACUCGCAGCAUUUCUGGCAGGUCUAAGCAGCAGUCUUAUUUAAUUUCAUAUCGCCGCUGUAUCAGAUUCAGGUCUGUGACAGCCUGUAAAUCUCAGUAAAUCUCCUUUAUAUACCUGUAUUUCACACGGCACCAACAACAUCCUGGGGUCAUUCUGUAGGGGGUUUCAGACCACAUACUGCAGGUAUGCUUCUGGGGCGUGUUUGAUUUAACACUGCGGUUUGUCUCUUAAUAACAUUAGGCCUCAUUUCUGGGCUCCUUGGACUCCCCACGGCAGGCCCAGGACCUUCUCAGUCUCUCUUCCUCUCUCUCCCUCCAGCCUUCAUGGUUCUUAUUACCGCCUCUAAUAAAUUGUGAAUAAGCAGCAGCCCCAGAAAGUCCCGAGCUGUGGAGAAUUCCCCAUCCUGUAACGCAAGGCACCCCUUCUUAAGAAAACACAAAUUAAUUCCAAAGCCCUUCUGAAGCCAAACGUUUGUGGAAUGAUAAAUAUUUUCUUAGGAAGCUCUGCUCUUCCUGACUUUAUCUUCACCAAUUUUCAUUAUACUUCUUCGCUAUCGCACCGUUUCUCUCUGAGCUCCUGUGUAUCCCUCUUCUUCAACCUUUCUCUUCUCUGGGAGUCAUACAGGCUUUCUUAGUUGACCUCAAGGUUCACCCAGGGCUCAGAUGUUCUUGACCCAUAUAGUCUAAAAAAAUAUUCAAAAUUAUAAUACGUCAAUUUCAUUUACAGCCCUUAACGACCAUUUUUGAUUUUUAACACAAAUAGAACAAGUUUUAGCUUUUAAAAAUUGAUUGUGAUGUUUUUUUGCAUUGACAAAUGUUGGACGUGUAAGGAGCACUUUACACAUCAUAUGUCUGACAUGUGAUGAGGGUGACAAAUACCUGUAUAUUAGCUUGCAUUAGACUGAUAAAACACCAACAACAAGCUUCAAUAAUAAAUACUGCCAAACAGAAAAACUGACAGUUCUCCAACUUUGAGAAAAAAUCGUUAAACUCUCAAACUAACACGCUUUUAACCUGAGUUUUCAGAUAAAAUUAUGAAAUACUAAAAAAAAUAACUGUAUUGUGUUACCAUAACACUGUGCACAACUGUGUUACUUUAGUUUCUUCAUUAUUUGUGUGUCUAAAUGUGGCUUUUUAUUUUACUAAGUGGUUAUCCUGAAAAAGCAGUACAAAGUGAACGAGUGAUAAUAGAGUAUCUUAAUACUGUAAAAAAAAACACAGAAAGUUGUGAGGUAAUUUACUGUUUCAGACUAAAGGUUAAUAAAAUCAAAAUUUUAGUUUUUUUCUUCAGAGUUUUAGGUUUCAGCUUUUGGAAAGUGCUUCUGAACUUUAUCCAGCUUCAGAAGAAGUAGCAGCAUGAAUGUAGCCUGAUAUGUGCAGCUGUCCGCAUCGAACAGCAAGUCUGACCAGAUCAAAACGCUCUUAACUAUUUUAUGGAAAAGCUCAAAGGUACACAUUAAAAAAAGUUAGUUAGUUAGAGAAGCUGAAACAAAGACAGAGCGUAAAAAAAAAUCAAAAUAUUUUAAAAAGUUACUGAGCAAAUAGCUUUAAAAAUACAGUUUUGUUUCCCAUCUUUAUAUCUGCGUGUGAGGAUCCAUUUAGAAGCAGUGUGUCUGUUUAGUUUUGACACUUUAGUCUGCAAGUUUGCAUUUAAAUAUCAUAAACUUUGUAGAAUAAAAGGUCCGUAAAGAGAAGAGUUGCAGGUUGAAUAUUAGUCUUGAAAGUAAUCCCACUUUCCCCUCCUAUAUGUCUUCACCUCUCCCACCCGUUCCUCCCUUUUUCAAUUCCCUAAAACCCCAGGGAGCACCAAGGGAGGCCCAGUGGAGAUCUGUAUGAGUGUGUGUAGUGUGUGUAUUAAACCCUGGACUGUCAGCAGACAACAGCUGUCCGUCUUUCUGACUAUCUCCUCUCCUUAUCUGAUCCUGAACACGCUGAAGCCACACACAUCGCAGCCUGCAGUGACCGUAUUUCAUAUUUUCCUGCGCAAUAACAAGGGUUUGGGUACUUUCCACUGAAAAGAGAGUUUAAUAAUUCGCUGCAGCUCGGGGACUAUUUUCUUAAAUGUCAGAAUUUUUCUCCAGCUUCACUUCUCUUGGUCAAAUCUAUUUUUUUCUCAGUUUCUUUCCUUCUUAUCUCAUUUUUCCCUCCACUCUCGUGUCUCCAAAAAGGUAUAAAUCACUCCCUCCUCUCUCACUUUUUCUGUCUCGCACACACACACACACACUCAGGCUCGCACAGUAAAUCUAACAGUAAAGAAGUAAUUGGACCUCGGACUGUCUGUGUCGCCAGCGAGUUUAAGCUACCAGCGAGCUUCGUCUGGCCAGCUGUUAGCAACUAGGGCGGCCGUUUGCUGUAUCUGCUGAUGAGACUGAUGGGAGGGCAAACCUUUUUGUCCUAAUGACUAAUAAAGUGGCCAGUGUGUGUGUGUGAGUGUGUGUGUGUGUGUGUGUGAGUUCAUUAGAGGAGGCAGGGGCACUCAUGCAGUCAGGCGUGCGUCAAUUUGGAGUGUGUGAGUGAGUGUGCGCGACCACUCUCCCCAUCUCUGGACCAGAUGUUUUUUUUUUUCUUACCUGGGAGCCAGACCACCAUCUGACUGAGGUCAGCGUGGUCCUUCAACCCCACAGCCGCUCCUCCAGACUGCAGGGAGGUCUGCCAGCUGUCCCCCGCUCUGACCCUCGUCCCGGGGCACUGGUUCUGGGGGAGUCAAAGUCCUGGGUUUGGAGUAGGUGGUCCUUUUUAGCAUUGGCGAUAAUACAGAGAGGAGAUUAUUAGAUAUAUUAUCGGGAGUGUGAGCGCGAGGGCUGGAGCCAGGAGGAGCGAAAGAAAGAAUUAGGAAGGAGCAGUGAGGGUUUGCUGGAGGGAGAACUGGAAAAUAAAAGCAGUGGCAUUGUUAAAUAAGGAGGUUUUGAUUACGGGGGGGAGCAGAGGAGGAGGGAAGGGGGGGUCUUCUGGCGUUAAAGCGGCCUUGUUGCAGGGAGUUAGUCAAGUGGAAAGGAAAGGCCACCAAGCCUGGGAGGUAAAGUUACACAGCGGAGACAGAGUCGGCAACAGGUCCCCCGCUGCCAGAGAUUAACUGGAGCUGCUCAGAGAGUGACUUCUGUUUCUUUCAAAGCGGUUCUGUCCUUACGCAAUUUGAAUUUUAAAUCCCUUUCAGUUAAAGAGUAAAAGCCAGGUGUGUGUGUGUGUGUGUGUGUGUGUGUGUGUGUGUGUGUGUGUGUGUGUGUGUGUGUGUGUGUGUGUGUGUUUAGAGGAAAAAAACUGCAGAGACUUCAUUGUUCAGGUUUCCAAACAGGUCGCCCAAGUUUCCUCAUCAUUUUAGGUUGACGAUGUAAACAUUAGAUCUGCAGACGUUAGCACGCCGGCCGUGUGAAAGCUAGGUGAGAUGGGUCACUUUGACAGACGUCAGACUCCUGUCUGUGGAGUCAACAGAAACAAGACAGCUCAGGGGUGAGAUUAGCAUUUUCACAGCAUCAAAAGCGACCCACUGUUGCUCUGGGUUUCUGCUGACUGAGGCGGCUGUCUGCGUGUAAACAGAAACAAUCUCUUAAUUGACUUUGGCAUGGCAACAUCAGUGAGUUGUUGAGUAUCAAGUGUAAACAGAUUAGCACCAGUAAAAUGCAGCUAAUAAUAGAGCUGUUGUGAUAGCCCACUGCAGGAGAAACAGGAGAGACACAAGAUCUGCUCAGACUAGGUGAUUUGGUAAAACCUAUCAAACAGUUAUAUCCUGAUCUGUUGUUGUUUCUUUCCAAACUGUCUGAGUCAUAAUUAAUAAUGUUAUUAACUUAGGACGGCUGUAGAGCGCCAAGAAAUGUGCGCAUUAGAAAGUUAGGGUACACAUGCAGGGAAUCAAACCGCUGCAGCCUCCAUAAGUGGGGCGCUUAACACCACUCAGGUCCCUGUAUCAUUAUAAUUUGGUCAUUCUAGAUGAAGAUAUGCUGUUUGACGAUAUUGUACCAUGGCAACAGUGGAGGAGGUUUCCAGAGAGUUGGCCAGUUUGACGAAAGUGAGUUCAAAGAUUUGGGCAUUACUUGAGCAGACAGUUCUGAAAUAAAUGAGAUCAUUUAGAUCUACAAAAGAAGGAAAGUAAAAAGUCAAGAUCAUAACUAAAAUGAACAUAGUACCCACUUUUUAUUUUACAAAAACAACUAUAUUAUAUUUUUAAAUCUGAAACGAAACACCAGACAUUUAAGGACACAACCAUGGGCAUUAGAAAAACCACAGACUGAACCCUUUUUUGCUAUUUUUAAGCUGUUAAUCUCGAGAGAAAAAUAAACAGUAUAAAAAGAAAAUUUGUCCUUUUAGACAAACUUUUUAGUUUAGAUAUAAAGUGUAAAAGUCCAAACAUCCAGGGGAGAUUGUUGGUGUUUGUAAUCAGUGAUCAUUUAUUUGAACUUUGAGUCUCAAUCAAGUAUCUGUACUGUCUGACUUAUAAAGACAGAGUUUGUUUUCUCAGAAAUGGCUGGAAACAAACUGUCAACGUGCAUUUGUUGACUUUGGUUAAUAUAAAAACACUCAAAAAAGCUUUAAAACAAAAUAUAAUACAGUAUGGUGUCACUGUUCUUUGUGCUUCGUACUGCACGGUUGCAGUUUUGUGCCAAAUGCAGUAAGAGAGUAGAGCAGUAGCUGGCAGAUGGCACCCACGUUUCUCUGAGAGUGUCACACAAACCCAAAUACUGAGGCCUUGUUCUGUGUCUUUUAUCAGAGAGAGGGAGAAAGAGAGAGAGGGUUUGUGUGCAGCAUGAAUCAACCCCCCACCUCGCCUGAGGCACUUUUUCUAGGCUAUCCAAAUUGAGGGCUCCAGGUGGGGUCCCAUAUGGCACGAUUACAGACCAGCGAGUCACCUCGACAAGCGACUGAUUGAGAAGCACAAUGUUUCAACAAGAGGUCAGAGGAUCAGGGGGUCACGGCAGCGAGUGACCGGACGACCACCAGACACAGCGAGCAUUUUUAAAACUGCACUCAUGAAAUAUGCAAAUAACUUUUCAUUAUUGUAGAUGAGAUAAACGGCACACAGCCUUCACAGCAGGGAUGGGAGAUAAAUUAUUGUUCACAGAAAAAUCCUCCAUGAUAAAUAUUUGCCAUCUCGUGAUAAACGCGAUAAAUGCAAGUUGGAGACAUGAACAAACAUGGCCGAAGGUAAUGAAGGAGAUGUUUCUGAGCAGCUUGUUACUGAACGAGGAUCCACAUGAGGGAUUUCCUUUGUGACUUGUUUGAUGGCAUUAGUUUUCUCCAUAACCUAACACUCAGACUUGUGGUUAAAGAUCUUAUUUGACUUUUCCAACUGGUGUUUUCAAGACAAAAUAAGUCAAAAAUAUAGAUUGGAAUUAGAAUAUUUUUAAUCGGGACUUUUAUCGUUAUCGCCAGAAUGGCAAAACUGAUCGUGAAAGUCUUUUAGCCCAUAUCGCCCAUCCCUACUUGGCUGUGAAUCCUGCAAAGCCUGACAAACCAACAGCCCCAGUGUCUUAUUACACAAAGCCAAUGAAAGAUGUAGAAAAAGUUUCGAGUCACUCAGUUUUGACUCUGUUGGCAUUAUCGAAAGUAGAAGACGCUGAUGUUUUGAGUCACAGAUUUUAUUUUAGGUCAGGGUUUUACAAACAUUUGCAGAUACAAAACGCUGUAACUCAUGAUCGGGCGCUUUGACAGUCAUGAAAAGUAAUAUCUGGUGUCUGCUGUCAUGUUUGUGCGGUGAGAUAUUGUUCUCAAGUUUAUCGAACUGCAGUACUUGGCCACAUGUAGUUGGAUCUUUUAGUCACAGAGCUUGUAAAGGAGCUCCCUCUUCCCAUGACAGUUGCUAAAAAUCCAGAGUGUUCAGAGGUCAGCUGGCUCAAAACAAAGCGCUUGUAAAUUUUUCUGAAACAGGGCCUGCACUCCUUUUCUUAACUCCGUUUUUAAUGCUAAAAGAAAUAUUUUGACAAGGUUAGCAGAAACCAAAACUGGAGCAGAAUUAGUCUGCAGUACUUUGAUUAAUGAUUGUGUUAAACUUCACAGUUGUUGCUUCUUCUCCCCUGAAGACAGCUGGAUUUUUAACCUUUUUAGGUUUUCGUUCUUGUAAAAUCUGUAGAAACUUUUACCUCAGGUGUGAACGGAUUAAGAAAGCUUGUUUUGGGUACGACGCCUUCCUCUUAAAUGCAGCUAGUUGUCACAUCUGGAUCCUGUUUGAGCCUGUCAUGUUUUCCUCACUCAACACUUGAGUGUAACAACAGGUAAAUCUGCAUUAACUGUGUGUGUAUUCUUUUAACUGUAUCAGAUAACAGGUCAGCUUAAAGCACAGCACACCAUCCUGUGAUGUAAUUCAUCAGCACAAAGGCUAGAACUUGAUAUCCGUGAAAGAAGCAGUGGUCUAGCAGAACCCUGAGACCCAGGUGAAGCUGGUGGGACUGGCCUUGUGGCCCCGCAGCCCCCUGUGGCCCUGCUGGGUUUGUUUUAGCUUUAGUUUCAGCUCUCGGCUCUCCACAUCUCUGCUGAGCUCCGCUCAUCUUCCCUCCGGUGUCCUGCAGUUCCCAUGGCCUUGUGCGCCCUCCUCCCAGGCCUCACCCUGAACCAGGAAGUGCCUUUGCCAUCACACACACUUCACGGGUCUGUGUGUACGUGCGUUUGCGUGCGUGCACACAGGACUGUUGCAGGGAUGCAGCUGAAGUCGAGAGGCGUUGCUCUCGGUUUUGUUCCCCUGUUGUACAAAGAACAACACGACUUUCCUUAUUUUUCUCUGAGCUGAGAGAUCAGUGUCGCUCUCUGGAGCUUCACAGUCUGCCUGCGAUAAGGGUCAGAUCGGGGACUCUGAUGGCUACCAGGGCCACAUCUAACAUGGAACAAAAACACAGAAAAAAACAAAGACUUUCAUGAGCACCCCUUGAGAUAAAACUGCAGACUUCAUAUUUAGUUUAUAAGAAAAAAAGAAAUCUUACUACAAUUUUUUAGGGAUUUGAUUUUGAUUUAAAAAACAUUUUGUUUCUAAAAAAUCCAGUUAGAAAAACCUCCAAAUGUGUUUUUCCUGCUUUUUUAAUAGACCUUAACACUAUAACCCCCCUCCUGUUUUUGAUUUUAAAUGCUUAAAAAAACAACAUAAAAUAGCUUUUUGGCAUCAAGACUUUUUGACUUUGUCAGGAACCUCUAUUUCAACAAAAUAAAAAAAUUUAAUUAACUAAAUUAUGAAAUGCUCUUAUUAAUAUUAUGGCACUUGUCCUGUUAGUGUCGCUGUUGACCUGGUUAGAUCAAUAUCUAAUAAUUAAAGCAAAAACUGAAAUGAUAAGUGCACUGUCAGGAAACACACUGACAGUCAGAUCCUCUUCUAAUCAUGUGAGAUUUAAGAAAUUCUCAUUUUGCCUGUUUUUCCCUACAUAAAAAAAACAACUUUGGACUUUGUCCAGACAUGUGAGAUCAAUUCAGUAUGGAUGUCUGUGUGAGGACCACAACAAAAACUAUGAAUCCUAACAAGGUAACUUAGAGAUGAGAACAAAAUUGGAUGAUAGAGAAAUGUUUUUACUGUAAUUUACAGCUGAUUUAAGACACUGACCCUUAACAUGGUGGGUGCGUAGUAAAAGCUAACACAGGAGGAAGGUUAAGAUCGAUAAUAAACUGUAAAUCACAUCCUGAAAUGUGAACUUAAUCGUCUGUUUUAUUCAAGUUUAUUUUAUGGUCAGUAACUCAGGUGGAUGUUUGACUGAAUAACAUUCAUUUUCUCAAAAAAAACCCAGUGUGAUCUGUCCUGGGUGUUUUUAAAGCCAGGGGUUCAGCUCCAUCAGCUGGAUCUGACACAGCGUGAGAUCUGUUUUCUGCUCCGAAUGACAUGAGAGCAACAUAAAGACACUCUGAGGUUUGGUGAAGCUCCUGUUGAUCAGCAGUCUGUCACAGCUCCUGUCACUUUGCUCUCUUUUUCUCAGACAGCUUUUACUUUUCUUCUUUUUCUUCCUCCUCUUUCACCUUCAUCUCUUUGGCUGCUGUAAAACCUCGCUGCCCCUAUAACUCAUGACUGUCAUCUGUCUCUGUCGGCGUGUUGUCAGCGAGGUCAGGGGUCGGGCAGUUAGCUGCAGCUUUGCCAGAUUGGAAUGGCCCAGAGGCAAAGAGAGAGAGAGAGAGACAGGAACAAAAUGAGCAAUAAGAACAAAGACAGAGAGACAGAGAAAAAGAGAAAGAGAUCAGGCUGUUGUGCAUCAUCAUGCAGCACAAACACGACACUGAACCAAAAGCAUGUUAUUCUUUUAUUGUUGUAUGAUUUAUUUCUGUUCGAAUGACAACUGACCAUGUGUUGACAGUCGAUCAUUUAACUUCUGAUUUUAAAAUCGUGGAUAUUUAUCUUGUUAUUCCUGACUUCACUCCACUGCGGAGCUUUCCAAGUGAUUUUUGGAGCUUGGCUGAGGGAAUUUUCUCCAGAUCAGCCGUCAGAGUCCCAGCGAUGUGAUGCAGUAAAGCCUGGCGUACAAUCAGAAAUAUAUCUCACAGGUGUUGGAUGGCGUUCAGGUUAUUUAUCCUUACUUGGACUGUGUAGUUUUUUUAAAUUCAGAAACUAUUGGUUGACUUUAGUCUACGGAGGAUUGUGAAAAAUAAAAAAAAUAUACAAGAGAACCCCCAAGACUGUUGCAUGCUGGUUCAUCAAUAACUGCGUUUAUAUGAAAACAGAGAGCGAAGCACGAACCGUGUAACAAGGGUCCAAAAAUAAACAGAAGUUUGGAGAGUAUCUUUGUACGUCUGUCCAAGCGUGAAAUAAAAGUUUUGCAGGGACUUCUACUUUUCUGAGUUUGCUUUAUGAGCCGCUGUCAGACAGACUGACCUCCUUCAGCUUCCUGCUCAGACUAAUUCAAGUGGCAUUGACCUUUGACCCCAGGCUUACUGAGCCGAGACCUCCCAUCCCCUCCUGUCUUUUAAACCCCUUUGCUCCCCCCACCCUUUAAUCCUUCUAUCAUUUUUCUAAAUGACAAAAAAAUGAAGCUACAAUCUGUGAUCAAAGCCUGAAUUUUAAAUAAAUAAUAAUACUCGUUUAUAAUAAUGGAUACAGAUUAGGGCUGCACGAUUAAUCAAUUUUAAAUCAUAAUUGGGUUAUUUGAUCAUGACGAUGUUAAAAAAUUUCCUCUCUAUCAUGUCUUGCGGCUCCCCAGUUCCCACACACCAGGGUAAACAAACAUGGCGUUUGCAAAAGAAGGUGUUAAUUUCGUGGCCAAAUAGGACAAGAGCAAGUCAGUCGUGAUGAAUUGGUUCAACUUCACAGUUUCGAAGGCGGGAUCAACUCGUCCACACGGAAACAAAUUGAGGAGGAAACGCUAAAGUUUUUUAUCGUAAUGGCGUUUCAGGUGACUGUAAACGGUACUUUUUGAAAACAGGUCAGAGAGUUCAUAGAUCUGUAAAUGACAACCAGGAUUUUAUUUUUGACCAACAUCGUUCAGCCCUACAUAAGCCUAACCAGAUUUCAGCAAAAUAUUAGAAAUACAAUAUUGCCUCAAAGUAGCUCUGCACAUUUAUCCACACCCAUCAUCCUCUGCCCUUAUCAAAGCUCGAUUGUCUCGUCUUAUCACUCAGCAUACGCCAGAAUUUCUGCUGAACUGCGAAACCAAAACCUCCACAUACUUAUUUUGAAUUUGGGCUCACAGCCAGGCUUGUUCUUGUUUUUUUUACGUGUUUAUUUCCUCUACAUAGCCAAACAAAGUACAUACAGCGCUGGUGCCAAAUAACAGAGUGACUCAGCAUUUUCUUUAAAAACAAGCUGCCCAACAAAAACUUCCAAGAGACCCUGAUGAUGAAACUGUGUGAGUUAAAACCACAUUUAUCGAGUUCUUAUCUUCUUUGUAUUGAUAAGCUUUUUCCAACUCUUGAGCCGUGUUCAUGAGAAAAAUCUCCUCCUCCUCCUCUUCAUCCUGCUGCAACACGACCCUGAGGCGCGUCUCCAUGUGUCAGUCACCUGCAUACCUGUGUCCUGAUGGUGUGUGUUUGCUAUUGUUUCCACAGGAGAGUUGACAGCCGGAGAGGAACCUGACUAACAGCAGUGUGACGGGAUAAAGAGGAUAAAGCUCUCUCCAAAGAGGCAGGUGAGAAAGCAAAAAUACAAAGAAAAGGGUAAAAAAAAAUGGUUGAAGUGAAAAGCGACUCAUCAGGUUUAACUUUGAAGUUAGAAAAAAAAAACACGCACUUUUAUUGUCAAUUUUCCGAUGUUUGUAUGAUAUUGAGUGUGUCCUCUUAUGUCUUACAAAAUUCUUUUGGAGUUACACAAAGAUUAUUUGGGAAAAAUGUCAUUUGAUAACCGUAACAUGUUAGAAAUGUUUGUUUGAUUAUAGUUCAACUAAACGAGAUCGCGAUUUUAUGUUAUUUAGACCUAAUUCUGCACAUUCUCACAUAUUUUAUCAAAUGUUGUCUCGCUUACAGAACCUGUUCUCCUUUCAUUCGCAGAGCUUUUUACUGUCUAGUUAAACUCUCAUUACUCCUGCAGGUGAGUCUAAUAGUUUUAUUAUUUAUUUUUUAUCAUACUUUCAUUCAGCUUUUGAGUUGUUUAUUUUUUCUUUUCCUAUAAAUUUAAAGUUUCUCCUGUCAGUGCAGACUUUAAAGUUACAGAAAACCAAACCGUCUCUUUCUACAGUCAUGUUCUUUGUUCCUUCAGUAGAUUUAAUUAAAACCCUCUUGGUUUGACGUAUUUGCAUGUCUCUAACAGUCGUGUAUUUUCUUCCUCAUGCUCUUCCUGAAAAAAAUAAAUGGACAAAACACCUGUUAUGUUGUCCUGUAUUAAGAGAAGCAGAACUUGCCCUCCAAGUUUCCUCAUUAUUUCUUCCUUCUUGAAGAUCAGCUGACAGAGGAGAGGUGUCAUGGCUGCGUAUGGACAGACUCAGUACAGCCCCACCUUGCAGCCAGCAGGGCCAUACGCACCGUAUACUCACCACACGCAAGGCUACAGCAUGCCGUCCUACAGUAAGUCGACGCAAACAUCAAAUUAUAUGGAUUUGUGUGAAUGUGUGAGUUAAAUAAAAUCACAGUCAGCAACGUCACCGAUGUAUGUGAGCGAACAGAUAAGCACAAACGUUGCACUUUGUAUUACUUUAUCUGGUUAACGUGUGGAUGAAGAUAUAAGACACUCUUUCAGGAUCCCAAAUACAACAGAAGCUGUGUAUGGCGUUGCUCUGUUGUCAUGGCAAUAUCAAACCCUGAUCUUAAUCCUCUUUAUCUGUACUAGAGGACAGGGAUGGGAGUUGUUAAGAAUUGAGCAAAUUAAUUGCAUGCUGGGUGGACAAAUGUUUCCGCAUAUUUGAAGUAUUUCCCCCUCUUUGACAAAAUUAAAGGUUUGCAAGUGUUGCAAGUCGCCCCGGUAUCAUCUUUUCGUUUGAGAUACAGCCAAACUCUGGAGUGCUUUUGUCACCUUAAAGAACACAAUUCUCGUGUACUACGUCAUCACACAUAGAGACGUAAGAGGAACCGAUAAGCAGAAUCGUCAAGGAGGCAGACGAUUCCAAUUCUUAGGAAUCGAAUCACUGGGAACUGGUUCUAAAAAAAGAAUCGGUUAUCGAUUCUCAUCCUGACUAGAGGCAGGAUGAAUUUUGUCCUUAGAGGCAGGAUCAUUAUCAUAUUGAUGGCGCAAAAUACCAUCUUGUUAAUUAAAAAAAAUACGCAGCGCUAUUAACAGACUUCCCUUCCAUUUGGACUCACGGUUCCCCCCUUAUGACUCCCUACGGUGGCAGAAAAACCAUUUAUCCAGCACUUUAACCUGUUAGACACAUUUUGUAUUGUUCAGCUGGUUAGAUAUCAUCAUCUGUCAUUAUAGGACUGUCUUGAAAUUUGUUCAUUUAGAAUAUUUAUUGCACUUGUAAGAAAUUUGCCUCUAGCAGUCGUGUAAUGGUGAUUAUGGGUUUGUGCGACAGGUAUAAGAAACCCAGUAAAACAGUAUAAAAGAUUUAAAGCAUAGAAAGGCUGAAAGGAUUUUAACAAAGCAAAAAAAAUCUGCAUUAUGGCCAUGCUGCCUCCAAUGCUUUUAUAUUUAUUCUCUUACAUAUAUGUAGUAAUAAAUCAGCAUGUGUGUUUUUCUUUGUAAUUCUGUGUAAAUUUACUGAUUUGUUUUUAGCUGCACAGAUGUGUGUUUUUGUGUCUCUGAAAAGCCAAGCUCAAGUUCUUUGACUGUGUUCACGAAAAAACCAACAACCUGACUCUGAUUUUAACACAGAAAACUAAAGUAGUUAUUUAUAAAUACGUCCUCUUUGUAUGAAACGUUCAUGAUGCUUUGUGGUCACCUGAGACCAAACAGUUUUCCACCGAUCUAUCGUUUAGACAUUAAAACAGAAGACGGCCUGAGUCACUCUCCAGGACAGACGGGACUACUGGGAUACUCCAACUUCAGCAGCACCCCUCCGAGUCAGAGUCUCUACAGCUACUCGCACACACACGGUCAGUCUCUACACACACUUACACACACAUACAGGGAGGAGCAUCCAUCCUUCCUCUCCUCUCCUCUUUCCUCAUCUUUCUCUCUUUUCCUCUCCUCCUCUCGGGCCACACCUGUUCUCCAUUAGCUGCGGUCUGGACUCCUGGCGUCAAAAGUCUCCUCACCCCUCCUUUUUUCUCGGGGUCAGGCCCCCUUUCUCCACUCAGACCAACAACACAACAUGCGAGCGCUUGUGACUGACACAAAAAAAACACGAGUGAGAAAACGUGGACAAAGAAUGAGAGAGAGAUUCUUAAAAAAAAGGAGUAAAACGUGAGAUGGGCACAGGGUCUGGACUGAAAAACAAAAGCUGAAGAGGAGGUUUGUCUGGGAGUGUGUGUAGCUCUCUGCCCACGCAUGGCUGUGAGUGUGUGUGAGUGUGUGUGUGUGUCUAUCAGAGCUGUACACAUUCCUCAGUCAUCCGGCGCCCAAAGCAUGACUCGCUCAGUGCGACUUUAUGGCUUUGAAAGCAGCGUGAAAUUGACCCUGUGUGUGCGAGGGGAGAGGUUAAGGUGCGUUAUACGGAGGGGUGAACAGGUUUAAAGUUGCAGAAAGGGAUGAUAUUGUUUCCACUGGAUGGAUGAGACGAAAGACAGACAAAACAGAGACUCAACAACCAACAGAUGAGCUGGAGACGAGACCUUUGCUGAGCUGCGUCAAACAGUAUCCAGUUGUUUUUCAAAUACCGGCCUAAUUCUUUAGAAAAUCGGUAUCACGACGUGCAGGGUUAAACAAAGAAAUUCCAAAAGGCAAAAUCCACAAAAAUCACAGGGAGCAACAGGGGACACAAGCAUACACAUCUUCAUACACACAAUGAACCAACAAGGAUAGAGGGGAAGACAGAGACUAUAUAUACACACAGGGAAACGAGCAACGAGAGGCAGGUGAGACACUGAGACACAGGUGAGGACAACUACAGAGGAGGGAAAACUGAGGAAGGAAAACAAGACUAAAAAAAGGGAAUAAACUACUACAAAAUAAAACAGGAAACCCGAACAUGAUAUAAAGAAUAAAACACAGAGAACAAGAGGGAAACAGGGUCAGACACAAACUGAAAACUAACAAGACAGGACUACAGGGGAACAGGAACACUCAAGAAAAUACACAGAAAGCACUUAAAUAAACAACACCAGGAAAAAACUUAAUUAACAAAAUGCAACAUGACAAGGGGACAAUAUUUAGUCAUAGCAUCUAUUUACUAUAUCAACAAAUAAGACUUCCUCUCUAGUUGACAUGUUUUGAGGUACUAACUUUACGCCAAGAUAAUUCUGAUCUAAAGACGUUUUCUUCUGAGGUUUUUAUCUUGAGAAACGUUGUCCGUGUAAGCACUGACGAUGUUACAGGAGACAUCAGGUUUUCAGUUUUUUAAUCUUGUAUCUGUUUUUGAUUGGAUCAGUGCGAGCGCAGCAUGAAAGCGUCAAUAAAGCCAAUCAGUCAAGCUCAGGUGACAGAUGGUAUCAUGCAGUAUGGAGUGGUUUGGGACUGUUGUGAUUUUAAAGAAUGGAGAUAAAGUUGUGUAUGUCCACUUAAACAAAGCCAAGCUCUAACCUGUGAGGAUGACCCACAGCUUGUGGUGCCAGCGCCACUAACAUUAACCACACUCAGAAACCUGAUUUGACAUCAUUUACCUGCCGGCUGGCUCUGUGAUUCUGUGUUAGAAUAACUCUGCUGAGUUUUGACUGUUUUUCUGAGUGGUUUUGUGCCUUUUUGACUCGUCAGAGAGCUGGAAUUCAAAUGUCCCACAAACAACAAGGAAAUGAGUUGUUUUGGAACAAUCCUGGUUUGUACCUUUCUUAGAGCUCCUUGUUCUUCUGUUUUUUCCUGUGUGGAGAUUUCACAGAUCUUUCCGGUUACUUUUUCUCACGGCUGAUUGAAAUUGGGGUUAACUGGUUCGAACCCAGGGUUUAGUACGUCUGAUUCAACUGUUUCAUGGAGACACCUCUGGAGUUUGCACUUAUAGUCAGACAAACAUCAGCUCAACAUCCUUUUACAUGGCAGAGCGAUAAAAAAAAAAUCACCUCAUGACCUUCGCUCCUUACCUCCGUCACUAAUAGUCGUAAGAUACAGCAGGAUAGUCCUCCUGCUUCUGCGCUAGUUUUUCUAUCACUUCCUCUUUAAAGAAAAUAUUCAGAUGUCAGACAUUAUACAGGAAUGUAAAUAUUCAUGUGGACUCAAACCUCGUACAAAACGCAGAGCCUUCGAUGACUGCUCUGUCAAAGCCCGCCUGUUGGACCAACAAACAUUUUUGAACAAACUGCCGUUUGAGUUUGAAAGACACUGUUCCUAAACAAAAUAAAUUUGUUUGAAUGUUUUUAUGCAUAAAUCAUUAACUGCAAACUUCAAACGGUAAUAAACUGCCACAACAACCAAAUGUUUGUUGGACUUCAGAAUGUUUCCAUGUCAUCCAUUAUACUGUACACAAUACACAAGCACGCACACACAGGCGCACACACACACCGCAGAGAAACCUCCAAACACUCGUACUGUACAGUAUACUGUGUGUACAACUCAAACCAAAUGGGGACUAUGGGAGAUUUUUGAUGUUUACUCCAGAGAGAGACCUCCUGUAUUUUUCCUUUAGCUGCUUUGAAGAUUGUUGUGUUGUCCAGGGAGGGGUUUUUUUUGUGUGUGUGGUUCCUCUGUUGAGUCAUGACUCUCCUGUUUGUCAUGCACUGUAGAGAGGAGAAGAAAUAACAAGGAGCAAAAAGGAGCAGUAGCAGACUGAUGAAGGGAGUAAAGGUGUAUUUCAGGAAGGGCUCAGGCCGUGUCAGAGGCGAGGGCGAAACUAGCAGACAAAACAAACAGGUUAGCUUCUUAUCAGAUGAAAAAGUAGGGCUGUAAUCAACCAACCAACCAACUAAUGCCGCGUUUGAGUUACCUCGGAAGUCAGAUGUCAGAGCUGAAAAUGACGUCACACCUGAGUUUUCGACCAAAAAUCAACUACUGUGGGGGAUUUUCUGACUCUGACGGCAUACCCUUUUGCGGCGGGGGACAACGCGGCACAGUGGGGCGCGGCUUGGCACGGUAAAAAUAUACCAAUAUCAGCCCAAGAAGGUAAUUAAAAACGAUGAAUCUUGAAACGUUCAAAAUAAAAAUAAAUAUUCAGCAAACCACCAGACGUUGAUUAACGUGGACGCUCGUUAAAAAAUCGAAAAAAAUCGAGUCGACCAAUCAGAAUUUUGGUCAACUCAGCAACUAUCGACCAAUAAGUCGACCAGUUGACUAGCAAAUUCAAGUACAGAUGUAAAUAUGACGCAUGCACAUAUCCUGUUUAACUUAGUUUCUUUAUCUUCUAAUUUUUGUCUUUUUGUAUCUAUUCUAUGCUGCUGUAAUUUUGGAAUUUCCCUCUAUGGGACUAAUAAAGGAACAUCUUAUUUUAGGACUUUACAGCCCUAAAAUUACCCCUAAACUAUCACUUUUAAUUAUCAUUGUGACUGUAUGUAUUUAUAUACUUUAAGUAAAUAGUCUGAUUUUGUCUGAAUGAUCCACAAUGAUGGUCAGCAACAUCUAUUUUAUGGUCUAACUCAAAGUUGGUCCCCGAACCUUCACUUUUCACAUUUACCCUCUGCACUUCUGUUACCAAUAAUACGAAUCUUCUGAGAAAGGCCAAGCGUGCUUAACUUUAUGGAUAUUGUGAGUAGAAAUUACUCAGUAGGAGGUUCAUAUUUGUGUUUUUGGGUUGAAUUUAUCAACACGUGUUGACUGAGCGAUCUGCAUUUUCUGCUGUACCUUUGGUUUAUAUCAUCAAGGCCUCCGUUGCUCAUUUUUCCUCUUUGAGCUGGUAAAACUUGAGACGUUUUUCAAUUUCCCCUUUUUUUAAUUCUCAUAAAUAACCUUUUAUACAUCAAGCUAUCUGAAAAACUAGAGCCUGAAUAAAAGAUACUACCCCGUGGUGGUUACAGUAAAUGAACUGCAGUUAAGUACAUGAUAUAUUGCAUUCCAUGUAAUUAAUAAGGCUUGCAAAUAUUAGAUAAAGCUCAGCAUCAAUCUCAGGAUAAUGUUGCUCAGAGAAAGGCAUUCCUAACUUGUGUUGAGUAGACUGAGCAGAUUCCCAGAGCCGCAGACUUUCCCACCUGUAUUGUUAUGUCAAACAUAAAUUUCUCUCUCAGCCCCCGCAGCACCGAGCUGUCAUCGAGAUAUAGGAGUUAAAGUUUACUGCUCAUUUCUUCCGCUGCACACCAGUUUCACAGCUGAGAUUGGAUUCUGUGAAAUGAAUAUGGUUUACACUUGUUAAUUGUUCUCUAUCCUGUGUGAUCCGUCAUUACCUGGAAGUCUGAUCACUGUCUUUACCGUCUUUUUUUCUCAGGUGGUGGAAUUUCAUCUGGAAUUUUUCAGGGAACACAUGCAAUUUCAAGUUCAACCCCAUUCAACCCUACCCAACAAGUGAGUAAAGAGGGGAUCUCAACUGCAAAUCUCAGCUGUUUACUCGAUGAAAAACAGCUGUUUAUGGGCAGCAAGAAUGUUUACAUAUUACACUAUAGCAAUCAAGCGAGUGACGUUUCUAUUAAAGCUGUUUGAAAUGACUCAGUCUGGCCUUGUUGUACGUUAGUCACCAUAGUUUUGGAUGGAAAUGUUCAUAUUUUGAUGACACUGACUAAUUAGAGUCCUCAUUUGAAUCGCUCUAGGACUUUCCAGCGUACACAAGCUACAGUCAGAGUCAGUACUCCCCGUAUUAUAACACACAUCACUACAACAGCCCCUACCUUACUGGAAGCAACAUCAGCCCUGCUGCCAUCACAGCUCCGUUAACCUACCCGCAUGCAGAACACCCUGUCAUGCUGCCCAAUCACAGCCCAGAGUCACACACAGGUAAGGAACAACAAAAACCUGGACUUUUAUUCAAGCUAAAUCAUCAUGUUUUUCUUGUUGUCUACAUGUUCAUAUGGCAUUUUUCUGAUGCUACAGAACAUAUCAUGAGAAAAAUAAGUGCGAAAUUGCAUUUCUGAGUAUUUCUGCAUUUAAAUCACAGUGAGAUUUCCUAUGUCACAAAUCCAAGCUCCGCCCCCUGAGCCCAGCUAUGCAGGCCAGACUCUAAGAAACAGAGAGGACAAUCGCAGAACAAGUGUCAGUGUUAGCAGAUUGCAAUUCUUGUAAGGAAGUUAAUCAUGAUAUUAACUAAGCUGAAUAGCUCUUGCAGUGCCUUGAAAAAGUCUUCAUACCCCUUGAACUUUUUCACAUUUUGUUACUCUACAACCACAAACUUUUAACAUUUAUAUUCAGCCCCCCUGUGUCAAUACUUUGUAGAGCCACCUUUCACCGCAAUUACAGCUGCAAGUCUUUUGGGGUAUGUCUCUACAAGCUUUGCACAUCUAGAGACUAAAAUUUUCCCCCAUUCCUCUUUGUAAAAUAGCUCAAGCUUAGCCAGACUGGAUGGAGAGCGUCUGAACAGCAAUUUUCAAGUCUUGCCACAGAUGCUUAAAGGGAUGUACAUCUGGAUUUGACUUGGCCAUUCUAAUACAUAAAUAUUCUUUCAUCUGAACCAUAUUGACACAAGGGAGGCUGAAUACAAAUGCACGCCACACUCUUUACAUUUUUAUAUUUUUAAAUUUUUGAAAAUUAUGUGCCAUUUUCGUUCCACUUCACAAUUUUGUGCUACUUUGGUCUAUGACAAAAAAUCUCAAUAAAAUACUUUUAAGUUUGUGGUUGUAGAGUGACAAAAUGUGAAAAAGUUAAAGGGGUAUGAAUACUUUUUCAAGGCACUUCAUAGUCACAAUUUAUAGACCACUGAUAACACUUCAAGUAGUAAAAAAAAAAACAAUUGGAGUGGGACUUUAUUUACUUAUUAAAUUUACUUAUUAAUACUGACUGUACUGUACUGCACUGGAUCUCAUGAAAAAAGCCGCACUAAGCAUGGGCAACUGCAAAAAUAGCAGAAAACAAAAGUGGGCUGAGAACGGACCCUUGAGGAACGCCAUGGGAAAACCAGUAUUUAUCCCACUUAUCUUAAUCAGGAUCGUGAGUGGGCUGGAGUCUGUACAGGUCACCAGUCUGUCACAGGGCCAACAUAUGGAUAGACAACCAGACGGUUCAGAGUGAGCAAUCAACCUGACAAGCAUGUUUGAGGACUGUGGGUGGAAGUCUGAGAAACCGUUAAGAGCCCACGCGUCCACAGGAAGGACAUAAAACUCCGUACAGGAAGGAUCCAGCUGGGAUUCGAAGCAGGAAUCUUACAGUUCACCGCCGUGUGAUCCCCAGAAAUAUGAAUGAUUAUUAUAAUGGUCUCGGUCUGAAUCUGCCGAAACAAGAUGAUUUUUUUUAAAGCUUUCUUCUUGAGCUUUAACCUGCUGAUUUUCUCUUUAUUCAGAAAAUCAAAGUCUGAUCUCUGCGGUAUCAACGUGUGUGUUUUAGGAGAGUACCACCCGCCACCCAGUCCCCCUACCCCAGGUAAAGAGGAGGGGGUCCCGACACGGAGGGGGUCAGAUGGAAAGCUAAGGGGAAGAAAACGAGUGAAUGACCCCGCACCACCUCUGGACUCUGAUAUCGAGGUAAACACACACUCACACUGUCUUUCUGUAAAAUAUUUGUCUUUCCCUCUCUCUCUCUCUCUCUCUCUCUCACUUACACACUUACACACACACAUAAACUUCCAUGAGGUUAACAUUACAUUUCUGUUAUUUCACUGCAGCGUGUGUUUAUCUGGGACCUGGAUGAAACCAUCAUCAUUUUCCACUCGCUCCUCACGGGAACUUUCUCCUCACGCUUUGGCAAGGUACGCUGAUACGACCCCUCCCUUUGUCAUUUACUGUAAGAGGGAGAACGUGCUGUUGGUCAUCACGCUGUAACAACAGUUUGUUUUUGCACCGUACGCAGGCAAAGCUGGAACAAAAAACAAACCGGUGUGAUGCUGCUUCGGCCAGAUCGCCCUUUGUCUCGGUGCUUAUUUUAAUAACAGGCAAAGGUUCUCGAGUCCACCACCUUUGGGUCUCAUCCCUGCGCAUUUUCACACGCUGACUGUUUUGCCUUCCUGCCCUCUUGUUUCUUUUCACUGUGCACCGGGGUUGUUUAGCUUCCCCGGCCUCCUGCGGCGUGAUUGACAGCCAGCGGGGACCUUUACAUAACAAGACAGGCAGCUGACGAGGGGCGGACAGCGGUGCGUUUCUUGGUUUUGGCCAGGGAUGUGUGUUUUGAAUUCUCACGGUCCCCCUGCGGGUUGACACAAGGCUGAUGGGAGUUUGAGAGCAGCGUUUCUGUUUGGUUCAGUUCCCCCUUCCCGGUGGUGUUUCUUUUUCUUUCUUUCCUGCCAUGGAGAGGGGGUCAAAAAGAGAAACAAGGGAGAAAGAAAGAAAGAGAGAGAGAGGGAGAGAGGGAGCGAAAGAGUGGAUGUGUUGAAAUGUGACUCAUGUGCCAAAAAUUCCUGAUUCCUCCCACCACCCCAACACCCCGCUGCUGGAUCCAGGGAAGCUCAGUUGGACAGACUCUGACAUCAAAACUCAGACAUGCAGCAGAGGAAUUACAUGAGUGACGGCAGAAAAACAGAUUAACAAUCCAAAACACCGAGACGACUUACAAGCUCCUAACACCCCUCCAUCCAAAAUCUGCAGCCAGCUUAUCUCACCUAGACCGCCGUCUUACAUCUUUUUUUCCUUUUAUGAAUCAUCUCCUCGUGUGUCUACUUUUACCAGCUCAGGAUCUUCCUGUCAGAGUCAGUCUAUUAACUCUUAUCAUAAACAAAUGUUUGGCCCCAUACAUAAAGACAAGUCCAGGCCCGGUCUGCAGGAAAGAGUAAUGGGUGUGUUGAAAGGCAGAGAUCCACAUGAAGAGUCGUUUCCCUCCCCUGAACCGCUCUCCCAUUGUCUCAUCUAUCAUACGGCAGCCCUCUCUGUCCUCCACAGUGUGAGAAUUUUCUUUCCUAAACCUCUGUCUUUCAUAUCAAACACCCUCCUGUAUAAGAGUACAGGUGGGAAUUCAAUUCUUUAUAGGCUUUUUUGUCUUUUUUUUGCCCCUUUUCUUUGGCGUUCCUCUUGAAUUCCUGUCUAGGAUUAUCGGGAGGAGGCUUUUAUUUUGAAGGGCGGUGAUUACAGAUAAUUAUUUCAAUUAUAAGGGAAGCAGAACAAUCCUUUCUUAAGCCUUUAAUGCCUCCUCCUUCACCCUUUCUAUUCAUAUCUUCCUCUUUUGGCCAGUUUCCUUCCACGUUGAACUCUUGCCGCCCUUCGUCCUUAAUUACCUUUUCUUCUUUUUUUUUGAGGGUGUUAUUUUGUAAAUGUCAUCAUUUACCCCACUUGUGUCAUCAAGCCCAUUCAGACCAGUUUUAAAGCCAGAAGACAGCUCAGGCUGUCAUUUCAGACACAUUCAUCUACCAUUCACCUUUGGCUGACUCCGCUCCUCUUCUGCUGUCUGGCUGCCAAAGACGAGCCAGCGCUGCCAUCAAAACUCACACACACACACUCACACACACAUAGAAGUAAACACACACCUGCCUUUGUAGUCUCAAACAACACACCCACGCUGUAAGACAGCCAGGCUACCCACAUCUCAUAAUUUAUGUGUUUUUUUGCAGGUGAUGAUUUAUAAUUUUCUUAUUAAAAACCAGAGUUGACAUCAGUGUUAGAGUAUUAUGUUAUUUUCCAUGAAGUAGAGGGAAAAACUGAAGCUGGAUGAGAUUAAUGAUCUAGAUUAAUCCUAGAUAAUAAUCAUAGAUUAAUGAAUAAAACAAGGUCAAAUUAGUUUAAAGUGUGAGGCUAGCAUUAGCAGAGCUAGCACCACCAGCUUUUGGUCCUCCUUUAUGGUUAUAUGACAGUUUAACCAGAGAAAGCCAACGUUAAACUUCAUCUCCAUGUCCUGAUUUAAAACACUGCCAAACCGCACCAUAAUACAUUUUUCCAUUUAUCAUCUGAGCCUGUUUACACCCCUGUUAUAGAGCAUCACAGCACUGUUAACCAGAUCUCUACAACUUUGACUGAACAUACGACAUUUCAAGUCUAUAAUAAUAAUAAUAAAGUUGUUCAUAAUUUCUCUGAGCCUCUCGUAAUUCUGGUGUUGAAUAGUGAGGGUUGCAAUAUUUGAUAACUGAGUCGACUAGAUGCACACUUUUGUCUUUAGAGUCAAACAAAGACUUCUUUGCUUAUAAACAGAAUAGGGCUGCACGAUUUUAGCCAAAAAUGAAAUCCCGAUUUUUUUUAUUUCUCUGAAAAGUGGAUUUUUGAUUUCAAUUUUUUAUUCAGUGACAACUUCACCAAACUUCACUUUAAAGAUGAAAAGUUUUUCUAUCAUCUCUCAAUACGAAACCAUUGAAAAUGAUGUAGGGUAGUCUCAAGAGAUGCAGAUAGACAUCCAUACGGAGAUGAAAUGGUCGUCGUUUACAGAUUUAUUCACUCUCUGACCUGUUUUCAAAAAGUACCGUUACAGUCACCUGAAACGCCAUUUUCGUGAGGAUGAAACACCGAUAAGACAAAAAAUAUUUGCGUUUACUCCUGAAUUCGUGCGAAUCUGUACCAAUUCCACAUGACUGACUCGCUCUUGUCCUAUUAAGCCACAAAAUUAUCACCUUCUUCUGCAGCCGCCAUGUUUGUUUACACCAGUGUGUGUGAGAACUGGGGAGCGCUCCCGCAGGAAGGGUCAGCCUACGGUGGCCUUGAGGCGUGAGACAUGAUAGAGAGGAAAAUCGAUUUGAUGAUUUUAAUUUUUUUUAACAUCAUCAUAAUCAAAUAAUCUGAUUCUGAUUAAAAAUCAAUUAAUCGUGCAGCCCUAGUUUGAACAGGAUGGACCCCUGCUGGCUCUGGUGAUCCCCUGACUUUGAGUAACGUCCUGAACUGUUUAACACCAAGAGAUUUAUUGGAUUAAAUGUUUAAAAUGUGCUGUGUCUGAGUAAAGGAGGUACAGACGAUAAGAAUCAGCCGAGACUUUGACUGACAGAUAAAUAUUCAGACUUGGCUCUCUCUAAAACCUGUUCAUGUCACUCCAGAUGAUGAGCUCGCAGAGGAAGUGAGCGAAGGAGAGACAAGAAGGCGGCAGCGCUGACAAGACCAGAAUAAUUGCAAGAGUUAUGAUCUUUAAUAAAUCGGAUUGAACUAAUUAUUUUCUAAAUACCGAACCUGUGAAACCAUCAGUCUGUGCCUGAGCUUCGGAUUUGAUUAUUUAUGAACUGAUAGCACUCGCCGUAAGGGUGCAACUCCUGAAGCGAUUAAGACUGUGAUCUGACAUCAUUCCUAUGAACUAGGUCAAAAAACAAGCUGAGGUUUCUGGUUCUGGUUGAUGGAGAGAUAGGAGUCUUUUCUGUGCCCGAGGAGAAACAUGUUACCACGGCGUAUAUCGACUACACAAGCCUGGAGACAGAAACACAUUAAGUGAACUGUACAUCCGCACCGGGACACACGUUUGAUUGAUGGGAGGUAGAAAAAAGUGUUGAGAGAUUGCAGAAGGAGGAAGAAAGAAACCUUAUUUGCUGUUAGAGUCAAAGUUAAGAUUUAUGAUGUGUGUAUUUGACUCUUUUUUUGGUCUUUUUUUUCUGUGUGUGUUCACAGGACUCCUCUAAAGCUGUGUCUCUUGGUUUGUGGAUGGAGGAGAUGAUCUUCAACCUUGCCGACUCCAGACUCUUUUUUAAUGACCUGGAGGUGAGUUUAGAAAACUGCACAAUAAAAACCUCUUUUUUUAUCUUUAUUCCCUCUUAAACUCUACUGUUUCUUUGCUUUGCAUCUACAUUUUCUUGCAAUUAAUGCUAAACUUAGAUUUUUUCCCACUGAGCUGUAAAAUAGCAGCAGCAGCAGAGGGAGCAUAUCUAAUGGCAUAAACUGGCAAAUUCAUUGGCAGAAAACCUUUGCAGCAGCAGCCAAGCAAGAAGUUUGACAUUUUAGACCUCUUUUUUGACUUGGCAUAAAGCACAGUGCUAGUCAUUGUAGAAAUCCGCUCACACACGUCUCUCCUGUUUAAUCAUUAGUCCUUACUACAGCAUUUUCCUAACAAUUUGCCCUCCUCAGAUGAGCAAUAAUAUUUAAAUAAGGGGUUCAACUACUGGCAUAAAUGUUGGACUUUUUUCCUGCUGCUCACAAAAACACAACAGCUAACAUGGACAUAUCGGUGCAAUCUCUGAGAAAAACUCCCUAAAAAACGGUUUUACUACCUGUUAGUGAGUGAAAAGUUUCUCGGCCUGCAUUCCUGAAGAAAAAAAAAAGAUUAGAGAGGGACGUUGAGGGAGAACAAGUACACAUUGUGCCCUAAUUAUAGGUGUGUGUCUGUGUAUCCGAGAGGAAAAUUAGUCAAAUGGGAGGAGGAACAAGCCGAGAGAAGGGAAAGGAGCCAACAAAGCCAUUUGCAAAGCCGCUUCUUAUCCUUUCUUUUGUUGUAGGGGCUCAGUAAAUCUCUGACGCAGUCGGCCACAGAGGGGCUGACAACCACUCUUAAAUCUCAGGGUACAAUUAUCUUGUCCUUCCCUUGUCAGCAGAUACUCCUACAUGAGUGGCUAUGAGUGUUGUUGCUGCUGUCGUAUCUGUGUUACCAUCAGGAGGCUGCAGAGUUUAAUUUGUAUGUCUAAGUUAAGUCAUACGGCUCCAUGCUACUAAUAUAGAUGUUCCAAACUCAAAUAGAUUCUGCUACGGGAGCCUGUGUGUCAGCUGAAUCCCAGUACAUACUAAAGAUAACUUAUACAUUCUAGGGCUGCACGAUUAACCGAUUUUAAAUUGUAAUUAGAUUGUUUGAUGUUAAAAAAAAUUAAAAUCCUCAAAUCAAUUUUCCUCUAUCAUGUCUCGCGCCUCCAGGCCUGUAGGGGAGCGCUCCCCAGUUCCCACACACACCAGUGUAAACAAACAUGGCGUUUGCAGUAGAAGGCGAUAGUUUCGUGGUUAAAUAGGACAAGAGCAAGUCAGUCGUGUUGAAUUGUUACGACUUCACAGUUUUAGAUGAAGAGUAAACCACUCCCCGCUGCAAAGUCCGUCACCACAGAAACGAAUUCAGGAGGAAACACAAAAGUUUUUGUCGUAUUGGCGUUUCAUCCACAUGGAAAUGGCGUUUCAGGUGACUGUAAACAGUGCUUUUUAAAAAACGGGUCAUAGAGUGUGUUAAUCUGUAAACAACGACCAUUUCAUCUCCAUGUGGAUGUCUAUCUGCAUCUCUGGAAACGAUCAUGUGACACACAGCGAACGUCAUCGUCUGUCAGGUUAGGGUUAGGAGAUCCAGAAGUGCAAUAAUGUUCUGUUAUGUUUUGUUUGAUGUACAGAACCGACAGCCCACGUUUGGCUUGAGCGUGUGAUGACGUUUCCAGCUUUUCUAGCCAGUCAGAGGCGAAGGAGGCGGGACUUUCCCCACCAUCCUACAAAAAAAAAAAAAUGUCACCGCCUGCACAUGUCCGGCCAAAACAACCUUUAUACUCAUGCUCUGUACUCUUCUUCUGUCUUUUGUACAUUUCCUCUGCAGCGUUACAGCACCACUUACUGGCUUGGCAUAUGCACUACAUCGUUUUCAGAAGUUUUGUUUUGAGAGAUGAUAGAAAAAAUUCACAAUCAAAAAUCGCACUUUCGUGCAGCCCUACUACAAGCAGAAUAUUAAUAUUUAUGCAGGACUCACUCUUAAGUCUUCACGUAAACAACCCUCAGACUAAAGCUUUGUAAACCAGGUGCAUUUCUGUUGAAGUUUCAGACUUACUCAGUGUAUAGUUUGACCAUAUUCCCUCAGCGGUCAUCUGAGGUCAUCACACUCAGAGCAGUAAUGUCCAGCUGCAGCCCUGGAGCGAGAAGCCCCUGGUGUAGCAAAGCAGCAGGUGGGCUGGACAUGACGUAUAUACUGAAGUUUUUUUUUUUUGCUCUUAAAACAACAAACAAUAUGCUGUUUAAAUGACUUUAUUAUGACGGAAGGAACAAUGUCUCUGUUACUUUUUGAUCACGGAAGUAAAGUAAAUUAAAAUUAAAGAGUAAAACUUCAUCUUAUGUUAACAUCAUCUCACAUUACUUCAUCAGAUACAUUCUCAGCAGCUUUAUUUUUCUUAAUUUUUCCUUCUACCUGCUGAAAGAUGCUGAAAACCUGUCCUUGCCUCUAUCUGGAGUAGAUGUUCCUGUUUUAUUUCUCUUUGCACUUCCAAAAACAAAUCAGCGACAAACUGAAUCAACCCCAAAAAAUGUGCUUCCAGGUUUUAACUAGAGCGAGAAGGACUCUGAUCUUAUCGGCCCAGAUUUGCCUCAUCUGAACCGUUUUUUCUUCGUCUCUUGGGAUGAAUUCAGAUUUUCACUGAAGUGCGAGUACUCAUGUGUUAGAGGACUUGUUUACAAAGAGUUUGGACUGGUUUGGAUCACUAACUCUUUUUGUUUCAUAACACUUUGUGGCAUCUGAGACUUUCCGCUGCUGGUUUAUUUUUAUUUUUCAGGUAAUAACAGAGAGAAAGACAGGAAACACGUCUGAAAUGAUGAAUAUUUUUUUGCAGUAACAGUUGAGCUGAAAGGAUCACACUGACUGGAUCGUCUGGUCGGUUGUAGCAGCUCUGUGUGGGUGGAUGGCACCUGAGUGGGAGUUGGGUUAAAGCCCCUGAGACUUGAGUUAUGUUGGAGAUGGAGGGGAAGAUGAGGUAGCGUCUCCAUCUGGUUCAAGACGACUGAAAGGUGAUAGGAGACCCUGACUGUCCCGGGUCAGCACGUGACAAACUGAACUUAUACUAGCUGUCUGGUUUCCUGCGAACGUGUGUGUUUGUGUAUUUAAAAGAGAGAAGAUUUUCUUUUUCACGAGACGGCCGUGUGCUUGUUUUUUUAUAAUUGGAAGGUGGAUUUAAGCUCCUCGUCUUUGUUUCUGUUCUUUAAAUCACGUCUUUGUUUUGAAGUUUCUGGUUUAGCUGCAUUUUGCUGAAGGUGUUUUGGUCUUGGCUGCGUACUCGAGCUUCAGAGAGGUUUUAAUCCCCGUGGCUCAGUCGGUUUGUUGCACUUAAGCCCAACAGACAGAAACAACAUGUACACAGUUGUGCUUGUCAUAAACAAUAGGCUUUUCUUCAAAGUUAUUCCUCAUAACCAAAAGAUCGGACCCAUGAUUUACUGGACUUGAAUUUACUGCGUGGUUAAACUUGAGUCUCAUGGCGAUGUUGACAGUCCUGUAUCUGCGGCGCCUCGCUGUCCCGUGUCCUGACACCUUAUUUCCUCCUUCCUCGUCUUUUAUUUGAGCCAUUUUUUAUUCCUGUAGGCUCCUCUAAAAGAGAAGAGACCUGCCUGUGCAGCGCUCCGCUCUGAAAUCCAUCCCUUCAUAUAUCCGCUCUUCUUUUUCUUUUCCCAGGAAUGUGACCAGGUUCAUAUUGAUGACGUGGCGUCCGACGACAACGGCCAGGACCUGAGGUAAAGCUCCUGUCUGUGUCACUGUACUCAGAGACAGUUUGUGCUGCAGAUUGUGAACCAGACUUGCCCUCUGGGUGUUUUAGAGAGAGAGACGAGGAGUGUGUGGGUUUCUCUGUGUCUGUGUGUGUUCAUGCAUGCAAGCAUGUGCAUGUCUUUUAUUUCCCCUGACUUCCACAGCGAUAUAAUAUGUCGCAGGAUUAUCCGACGCUUUCAUUUCUCAUCGAAACUUCUCUUUAUCACUCCCUCUGUCCAGACGUUUUAUGAUUGCACAGGCCGGUCGAAGCUCUUUAGGUUACUCUUAGUGAGAUUUGAGAAAGAGUUGGACUGUUUUGAAGUAUUUAUUUUAUUAAACUCGGCCCUUUUAUAUAUUUAUCCAUGCCUUUCUGAGUGUAUACACUGCCUGAUUUCUUACUGACAAAGCUUCAUUCACCACUCUCAGUCCAUGUCUGCGUUAUUCAAUUUUAAAACGUUUCAUGUCCAUGAAAUUUUUGUGGUACCCCUGGCGAAACUCCCUCGACUUGAUGAAUGGUUAAAGCGAAGCAGUCUUGUUCGCAACCCCAACAGUUUGAAUCACUUCCUAGAGCUACAGAACGGAUCCAUAAAUGUAGGGUUGGAUGUUCUUCGAGCGUCCUCUCUGAAACACAGACGAUACCAUGAGAUGCUCUGGAAAAACGCUGUUUUAUGUCUUCAUGAUGUACAUCCUGACCGUUUCCUGUAUUGUGAUCCUGCAGUACUUACAACUUCGGCUCAGACGGCUUCCAGAGCCCAGCGGGGGCCGGCUCGCUGUGCUUGGGGUCAGGGGUCCAUGGAGGGGUGGACUGGAUGAGGAAACUGGCUUUCAGAUACCGCCGAGUCAAGGAGAUCUACAACACGUACAAGAAUAAUGUCGGAGGUAACGUCGCAUGUUUCUCGUUUCUCAUUUGUACAGACAGCUGAAGUUUACAGCUUGUUAUCUGAGAUUUUUUUGUGUAUAAAAUCAGACAGUUUUUGUGAUUCAUCAUCACAGACAUUUAUUCUUAUAGUGAGUAAAUCAUUUCAGUCAUUUUGAAGCAAAAAUCUUUGCAGUUCCAGCUCCUUAAAUUGUGUUUUUUCUGCUUUUAUGGGUGAAAAUAAGAAAUCUUUGGAUUUUUGAUUGUUGGAUGCCAGAAAAGGAGCAAUUUAAAGACAUCAUAGGCAGGAUCCUAAAUUAACUUUUUUGAUCUGGUGACUCUAAAAUUACCAGCCAAUCAUCCUCAUCUAUCCUCAUCUCCUCCAUCCUUCCUCUUCUCGACGAACUUCGUCUGUCCCAAGUUCAACCACCGCCACAUUUAGUUUAGUUUGAGACUACGUUUACAUGUGUCCAGCUAGGGUUAGUGUUUCAUAAACAGACAUUUCACCCUCUCCGUUUACAAAAAAAACUUUGUGCACACCACUACAUUUUCAGGAAAGUUUUCGUUUACGCUAACCCGUGUAUAUAUGUCGUCAAGAGCAUGCCAAACCUGUAGGUGGCAGUGUAGCAAGAAGCUCAAGCCCACGUUAGCCAAUCAGAAUCUCGCAAAGCAGCAACAACAACAACGUCACUGCUUUUGUUUUGUAAAAUUAACUGGGUACGAUAUUUUUACGAAACUCUCUGUUCUCACUCUGUUUGUUUCUUGCGCUGGUUGCGCUGUAGACUUUAGCAGGAAAUACCGACAUUCACGCAGCCAAUGGGCAUACGAAACAUCAUUACGAAGCGUUACGGAACGGUUUUUAUGGGAAAUGUAGGAGUUACUGGCAGGGGGACAAAUGACCGAGAGCAGAAUCUAAGUAGAGCUGACUGACAUGAUUGCCUCAUGCACCACCGGCCAAACUGGCGUGUAAAUUUUUAUUAACACCCGCCAAAAUGAAUUUUUCGUUAGUUCGCGUCUGAAAAAAAAUGCCCAAAGUGAAAGCUGUAAAAACAAAAACGCGGCCAAUCAUGGAAAAUUUAUCAGAUUGAUUUGAGUAUAAAAGAUAUCUAUACUUAAUGCAAUACUAUAAAUAUUUAUUAUCCAGGGUUCGGAUCCUCAUUGGUUAUCAUUUUUGUGCCGAACACAAAACUCAAAUUUUUUAACUCAAAUUUGUCUAUCAGGUAGAAAAAGUCAUACACAUGCAUGUGAUGAUUUACUCCUGAUAUUUUCAAAAGAAUAUUUGAAAAGACAUUUGGUCAAAUCUGACAUACUGUAUAUUAAUUUAGUAACGAAGUGCUGAAAAGGCUCAAAAAUGGGAAACGUGUUUGUUUCUCUCCUCGGAUAUCGGGUCUAAAGUUGCGGUCGAUUCUGGACUCUUGUCCAGAUUACAGCUGCCUGUUUUCACUCAGCUGAGACUCUGUGUGUUUGAGGUUUUGGUUUGAAGAUGUUUGAACGUUUCCCAUCCAGGGACAGAAGACAGAGAAGACAGCCUUGCCUUGAAGAAUCCAGUCUGAAAAGAUUGGACCUGUAUGUUAGGACGAUCAGGGUUCAUGUUGGUUUAAAUCUGAUCCUGAAUCUUGGUUCUCUCUCUGAUGUGCAGGUUUGUUGGGCAGCCCGAAGAGAGAGGAGUGGUUACAGCUGAGGAGGGAGAUGGAGGUCCUGACCGACCUGUGGCUGACUCAGGCGCUCAAAGCUCUCGCUCUCAUCAACUCCAGGUACGUUUAGUUUACCCUCCACCACCUGAUGAUCGCUCCUGAUUUUCUUCAUCAUGUAAGGUGUAAGUUUAACUGUGUGUAACCUGCUCUGUAACAGGCCAAACUGUGUGAACGUGUUGGUAACCACCACUCAGCUCAUCCCGGCGCUCUCGAAGGUGUUACUGUACGGUCUGGGCUCUGCUUUCCCAAUCGAGAACAUUUACAGCGCCACCAAGACAGGUGAGGACAAACAGGAAAGGAGAGAUGUUCAGGAAGAAAAUGAUACCCACCUGCUUUUUUUAUUUUCUUUGCCAAAAAGUUAUCAACCUCCUUGUUUUUUGGGUACAUUUUAAACUCGAGAGUUUCUUCUUUCAGGAAAGGAGAGCUGCUUCGAGCGAGUGUCUCAGAGGUUUGGUCGGAGAGCGGUGUAUGUGGUGAUCGGAGAUGGAGCCGAGGAAGAAGCUGUGGCCAAAAAGGUAUAACUUAAUCUGGUAAUUUAUGACUGUGCACAAAAAAUGGGCCUUGACUAAUCAGUUAACCUUGAGACACACUCGAUCGAGGUUUUCUUUUUCUUCAUGCGUUUGACUUUUACGUGUUAUAGUUUUUCCUGGAUUUGGCAGUUCAGCAAAUCCUCCUUGUACAGUAAAGGCCAACAUGUUAUCUAACACAUAUACUUUGUCAAAUACUACAAUCCCCCUCUAAACCGCAGCCCGUAUUUCACAUCUGCAGAGCAUCUACUGAAGAAGUUGGUGAAGAAUCGAGUGUUAGGUUUGCAUGUUUUCAAUCAGAGCCGUCUUUGAUUCUCGUUUUUACUUCUGUGUCCUCAGAAGAACAUGCCGUUCUGGAGGGUUUCCUGUCGGGCCGAUCUGGAGGCUCUGAGCCAUGCACUGGAGCUGGACUACCUCUAGAGGGCGCCAGGUGCCACUCUUUGCUCUUCCAGCUUAAAGUCAUGCAAAGUGCAGCUCGUAGGUGAGGGUGCAGCAGAAAAGACUGAUUCAGAGUCUGAGCUCUGGCUCUUUGGAGCGCCCAGGUGGACAGAUUUACAGCCCGGCCAAAAGGAGCGUGGAGGUUUUCUAACCAAUGACACAUGAACAUGAAGCCAACAUGGAGGACCAAGAUUUAAAGACAAAAGGACCAAAGCUUCACAGCUAACUCCAGGGAACAACGGUUUAUACUGCAAUUGUUUUCGUUUUCUACUUCCUGCGUUAAAUUUAGUUCAUCUCAACUUUUUAAAAAAACGUGUUCCACUUUUUUAUUUUGGCAGAAAAGUGAUGCACUGAAUGAAAGUGAUCUAUUGAACACAGUGAGCACUGUACAGCUGCACGGAUGGAAAGCUUUAAUCAUCUUUUUGAUUGUUUUGUCUCGUCCUUUUUUUAUAUUUAAUUAGACUUAAACUUUUUUCCCAGUGAGAGAAAAACAAAGUUAGAAACAAGAUUAAAACAAGUAGAUUUAAGUCUGAUCAUUUCCUCCUCUUAGGUAGAGGCUUUUUAAAGUAGUCUGAUAUAUUUCACCGUUAAAAUAUGAUCUAUUUAUUUACGGUUAAUACCAUCAACCUUAAAAAAAAUUAAAAUCUCCUUCAAAAACCAAAAUUAUAAUCUUGUAAAAAAGUUAAUAAGAGCUGAAAUCCUUCACUCUGAUUCUUGGUUGUAAAUGUUGUCAUGUUUUACCCUUCCUUCUGUCCUCGUUUCCUCGUUUCCUUUCCUAACCACCUGUUUUGUAAUAUAGAUGAACUGGUUUGGUCGUGCAUGUGCCGAUCACACUGCCUGUCAGCUUAGCUUUGAUUUGUAUAUAAUGCUUUAUCGUCCAUUCCUUUUAUGACAGACAGUGAAAAAUAAAAAGAUUAAUAAAGAUAAAUUAAUUGCAUUGUGGGAGAAA
This is a messenger RNA of Xyrichtys novacula (pearly razorfish), 35068 nucleotides long. The record is from the annotation of a GenBank genome assembly. NCBI's taxonomy places the organism in Eukaryota, Metazoa, Chordata, Actinopteri, Labriformes, Labridae.